Messenger RNA from Tilletiaria anomala UBC 951, 1223 nucleotides. RefSeq lists its product as uncharacterized. The coding region runs from base 375 to 761 and encodes 128 amino acids. Lineage: Eukaryota; Fungi; Basidiomycota; Exobasidiomycetes; Georgefischeriales; Tilletiariaceae. The record is from RefSeq and is a predicted model, not a curated record. The transcript has a single exon.
CAUGCUCCCACGACUGGCGCAACAGCGAACAUGGCCUCUAAAAUGUACAGCAUAGAGCCGAAAAGAAUGGCGAGCGGCAAGAAGGAAGCGGAGGCGAACCGGAGCGGACGGUGGCCGUCCGUGAUGGACUUUGCUACACGGUGAUUCGACUGCCUAUCACCGCGUCCUGGUCCCAUCUGGAUCCUCUACUAUCUCACGGUUCAAGUUCCAGAUUCACAUAUCUACUUCUAUUUGGUCAGAUACGGGCAUCUGAAAAAUAGAUAUCACAGAGUCGAUCGUGAACACCUACCUAAUCACCCGCCUUUCCUGCACCCCACCGCGAGUACCCUCCGGCCAUACCUCCACUGCCUUAAGAAACCUCAAAUAAGAAGCAAAUGGACCUCGAAGACAAAGCGGGGCAAGACGCUCAGAACUACUAUCCAGGGCCGCACACCGAACGCGCCAACGCGAUAGGCCGGACGUCUCGUCGGACGCAAUGUACAUUGAGGGAAUAUCCUUCCCGCCGCUCAUGCCCUUGGGUCGGCGCGUGCUUACGCUGGGCAUCUCACGUGUUAUGGACGAAGUGGAGAUCUGGAAAGCUGCGCGCGAGUAUGACACGCCUCCACCGCCGUCGCCAUCCGUGGAUGCAAGCGCAAGGGCGGCGGCGGUCGUGCCGCAUUCUAUGCACGUUUUGGCCGACUGCACCGCAGCGGCGCGAAUUGCACGAAAGAGAGCAGAGGAGCAUGCUGCGUGCGCGGGCUCCGGCGGGUGCAACGCAGUAGCGAGCAUGCCGCGGAUACCUCGGCGCAGCGCAGACGCAUGUGCGCGCUUCCAUGGCGGCAGUGCAGCUUCCCUCCGGCCAUGAGAUCGACGUAAUCCUAUCGUUUCCGCGAUCGCCCGACUUGGACCACCCAUGGCAGGUGCUGGGCCUUGGGCGAACGUAGUUAUCGCCAACGGAGUCGCUCGAGUAAAGGGGCAGAUUCUCACAAGCCCAGAUGGGGGCAGACUGCUAAAAAGAAGCGCCGGUCGUGGACGCUGGAGUGACAGCGGUGGAUGCUAUGCAAGUCCGCGGCAAUUUUUCCGUACCAUCUGACAUGGCAACAAUGGUCCCUACUCUCGCGUUCUCCAUCGCCGCCCUUCAUUUGUCCCCGUCGGACCGACGCUUUCCUUCUGCAGUUGAACACAUCGUCCGAGGUCUGAGCUUGUGAGAAUGGAGAAACUUACAGAAAUAUAUUGCCGCAACG